CUAACCCAAUUCACGUGGUUGAACCCCCUUCUCCGCCUCGACCUCGUUGAAGUUUCCCACGAACUCUACGUUGUACACACGUUUCGGAGCUUCUGGGUUGGUAGUACACUCCGCCUUCUCGCCGGUUGGAGUCUUGCAAAUGUCACCAAGGUGGGUGUUGCGUUGCGCGUCGAUUUCUUGCUUGUUCUUCUCGACUGUUCAAGACACGCAAGACAAGGGAAUGCAGAGGAGAGGUGGAUUCUCUGAUGCUCGACUUGCUGACGGUCACUUACAUAUGGCUACGGGUGAGUCAUUGCGCAGCACCGUGAUUCUUUCACCGCUGUUGAUGCCACCCAUUAUCUUGAUGACGCCGUUCUUGUCGUCGCCGCCUAGCGCGCCUAAAUCCCCAGGCACACAGUUCUUCGUCAGCUUCAGACCCUUUUCGAAGUCCGUGAUGGUCACGCUUCUUGCGCACACAUUGCUGAGGCUAAUGUCGGCUUUCCAAUUCGUGAUUUUAACGUCUCUUCUCACGAUUGUUCCCAGAGACCCGUCCUGGUCGAUGGGGAAGGUGCCCCCGUCCAGGAUGACAUCUUUAUCGCAAGGCUCAACAGAAUCGCCAGUGGUAGGGUCUUUACAAAGCGCAUCAAGAAUCGCCUUGGUGCAACCGGUGAGCUGACUCGCUUGACAGUCCCCCUGCCCGGCGGCGGGCGCAGCAAAGAGAACGGCGACGCCAACGAAGACAAGAGGGAGGCGGGCGAGGCGGGACGAGGCCAUUGCGAAAGCGGCGGCGGCGAGCUAGAGGACAAGAGGGCAAUGGAAGGGAAGGCUGACACACACAAGGCAGACUUCUCGAACCAAGGCAGCCAACCCAACGCGUG
Molecule: messenger RNA, 857 nt
Organism: Vitrella brassicaformis
Lineage: Eukaryota; Vitrellaceae
Source: the annotation of a GenBank genome assembly